Porites evermanni is the source of this 630-nucleotide messenger RNA. Lineage: Eukaryota; Metazoa; Cnidaria; Anthozoa; Scleractinia; Poritidae. The record is from the annotation of a GenBank genome assembly.
AUGUACUUCAUUUUUCUUCGCAGCAUUCCGUUGAAUUCCUCUGCAUUUUCUUGGCCAGUAAUUAAAGACGCCUCAUUUACCUGCCGCUGUGAAUUCGGAAGCUGCAGAAUGCACUUCCCUCAAACAGCCGCAUUGACGCACAUCCAUGAAACUAGAAGGUUCUCAUCGCACCUUCCUUGGGAAGUAUUCUACUAUAAUAGCCAACCUGCUCUUCCUACCUGCGUAAAUGGCAUGUCACCAUUGGGAUCCACUGUAAUGUCGUACAAGAAGAAGAGAGAAGAUGCAAAAGACAGAGUAAGGAAGCUGGCUUGUGAAAUAUGCAACAAGGCGUUUCUGCGUCCCUCGGCCCUCAGAGUGCAUAUGCGCACGCAUACGGGAGAGAAGCCGUACCGCUGCACUCAUUGCCCCCAGUCCUUCAGUCAGUCGGGGAAUCUUACAGUUCACAUGCGCAUGCAUACUGGGGAAAGGCCUUUCACGUGUCCAAUCUGUCACAAGGGAUUUUCUCAGUCCAACUCGCUCAAAGUCCAUAUAAGAACUCACACUGGGGAGAAGCCAUUUCAAUGCCAAUGCUGUACAAAGUGUUUUGCAGAUAGGUAUGUGAACGGUUCAUGGACUUAUAAUGAAAUAUAA